CGCUAUUCUCCCCCUAGUCCUAGCCCAUCCGCCACCCUCCGCACCAGACCACCACCACCUUUCCAAGUUCCAACCCUUCUCCUUCCCUCGUCUGUCUUGUUCGUUUCCGCCAAGGAGGGGGAAGGAAGGAGCCGUACCGACGCGCGCGCGCGACUCUCGAGAUGGCUUCAGCCGCGGCCGCGUCGCGCCCGCCCGCCCCGCCACCGCCCCCGCCUCCGCAGCCGGCUGCGGCGGUGCAGUGGCUGGGGCCGCGGGUGUCGUUCAGCCUCGAGGACGCGGGCGGAGGAGGAGGGGGGAGGGAGGCGGCGCUGGCGGUGGCGGGUGGGAAGGCCGGGCCCAGCGCCGGAGCCGACUUCGAGUUCCUCCUCGGCGGGUGCGCGGCCGCGUCCAUGCUCCCCGCCGACGAGCUCUUCUCCGGGGGCAAGCUCGUGCCGCUCCGCAUCCCCGCGCCGUCGGCGGAGGAGGAAGCGGUGGGGGCGACGGCGGCGCAGUCGACGCUGCCGCCGAAGCACGCACGUGCGCCGGUGGCGGCGCAGCAGCGGGAGACGCCCCGGACGGAGGAGGCGAAGGGCGUGGCGGUGGUCGGCGGCGAGGAGCCCAAGAUCCCGGCGCGGAGGUGGCGGGAUCUCCUCCGGCUGCGGAAGCAGCAGGCGUCGUCGGGGUCCGGCUCCGCUGCGGCGAUUGGUGCGUCGUCGGAGCCGAGGCCGCUGCGCCGGCUGCUCCGCCGCGGUACGAAGCCGCCGGAGCCGGAGCCGUCCCUGAGCCUGCCGCUCCUCCGCGAGGUCGGCCCCGACGAGCAAGACAAGCCCGCCGAGAAGCCAACGCCAGCCCCCGCGCCGGCGCCGAUCUCGACAACCCCAACGCCGCCGGCACCACCACCGUCCCAGCAGCACCAGAACCUGCCUCCGAAGAUCCGGCUCUCCCCAUCUCAGCAGGCGUCGGCCCCGCCCCCGCCGCCCCCACCGCCUCCCCCUCCGGCCGCCGUCGCGGCCGACAGCCCGCGCCUGAACGCGGCCGGCAAGGUGGUGUUCAACGGUCUGGGGCGGAGCUCCAGCAGCCCGAGCAGCCUCGCCGGCGGGCGGCGCGGCCACCGCGCGGGGGGCGCCAUGGAGCGGUCCUACUCAGCGCACGUCCGCGUGGCGCCCGUGCUGAACGUGCCCGUCUGCUCCCUCCGCGGCUCCCGCAAGUCCGUCUCCGUGUUCGGCAUCGACCGCCUCUUCUCCCCGUCCGCCGCGGCCGCCGCCGCCUCCUCCUCCGGCGGGGCCAAGAAGAACAAGGCCGCGAAGAAGGACGUGACCGCCACCGCCGCCGCUCCUCAGUAACUUCUUGUUACCACUUACCAGCGCCAUUGACGAGCUCGCUCUUCCUUUCAAAUCAAACUUGUGCUUCAUUUAGCGACGCGUGAUCAGGGGUUAGCGAGUGUUUCUUGCGGGCAAACCGGAUGGUUAAUCUGGCAUGUAAAUACAGGCGAGGGAGUUGAAUCGGAUGAAUGAGUUGAGUGAAUGGGCAAAUGAGUUUUUGCCGGAUUUUACAGUGUUAUCUUUGGCUGCUUGCAUUGCUGUCAGUGGUAUAGCAGCAGUGCAUACCAGCUACUACUAGGUCUGAUGAUGAA
Molecule: messenger RNA, 1612 nt
Organism: Panicum hallii
Lineage: Eukaryota; Viridiplantae; Streptophyta; Magnoliopsida; Poales; Poaceae
Product: wiskott-Aldrich syndrome protein homolog 1-like
Exons: 1
Coding region: 162-1322 (386 amino acids)
Source: RefSeq, a predicted model, not a curated record